Molecule: messenger RNA, 858 nt
Organism: Talaromyces marneffei
Lineage: Eukaryota; Fungi; Ascomycota; Eurotiomycetes; Eurotiales; Trichocomaceae
Exons: 1
Coding region: 1-858 (285 amino acids)
Cellular component (GO): cytoplasm; nucleus
Source: RefSeq, a predicted model, not a curated record
AUGGCCCCCUCCUCAACAACACCACCUACAACCACCGCCAAAUCCCCCCUCAAAAUCCUCAUGCUCCACGGCUUUACGCAAUCCGGCUCCCUCUUCCGCGCAAAAACCGGCGCACUCACAAAAGCCAUCACAAAAGCAUUCCCUUUGCACACCGUCUCAUUCUCAUACCCGACCGGUCCCCUGCGGCUGAAUCCUUUCGAUGUUCCGGGCUACACCAGCAGCAACGACAAUGAUAAAGAAGUAGAGGAGCCUGAAAUGUAUGGAUGGUGGCGGAGACCCAGCACAACUCCUCCAACCUACAAAGGUAUAGAAGAUGGAUUGGCGACUGUAGCCGCCACGCUCAAAAACGAGGGUCCGUUUGAUGGUGUCGUAGGGUUUUCGCAGGGUGCUUGUCUUACGGCUAUGGUUGCUAGUCUUUUAGAACCUGGCAGGAGUGACUCGUUCAGUGCAGCAGCUGCGGCACCGGGGGAUGGUGUGCAGUUUCCUGAAUCGUUUUAUCCGGGCAAUACGGGGAACCAGCCUCCGCUCAAAUUCGCGAUUGUGUAUAGUGGCUUCAAAGUCGCGGAUCCGCGAUGGGGUGCAUUAUAUGACGUCCAAAGACCGAUUACGACACCUUUGUUACAUGUUUUGGGCACGUUGGAUGCGCUUGUGAUAGAGGCCAUGUCGAGAGGGUUAAUAGAGGCUUGUGCCGGGGAUCCAGAGAAGGAAGGAAAAGUUGUGUUUCAUCCGGGUGGGCAUUUUGUGCCGAGUCAGAAGACGUAUCUUGAAGUUGCUGUGGGGUUUAUUAGGAGGUCGUUGGAGGGAGACACAAAGAAAGAGGAGGAAGAGAGGGUCGAGGAUAUGGAUGUGCCGUUCUGA